AUGCCAGCUGAAAAGUCGCAAGCAGGGCAGCGUUCCAAUGCAACCAGUUGGUAUCAGAGCUGCACUGGUUUGACAGCCUCCCUUGCAUGGUGCCAAGAUGAUCUGACGGUGUCAUUUGAACAGCAGAUAAUGUGGCGGCCACAAGAGGUUGACAGGCAGAACGACUGA
This is a messenger RNA of Fusarium pseudograminearum CS3096, 168 nucleotides long. RefSeq lists its product as uncharacterized. Lineage: Eukaryota; Fungi; Ascomycota; Sordariomycetes; Hypocreales; Nectriaceae. The record is from RefSeq and is a predicted model, not a curated record. The transcript has 2 exons. The coding region runs from base 1 to 168 and encodes 55 amino acids.